AUGAAUAAAAUAGGAUUCGAAUGUAAUUGGGAACCACCGCCAAAUUCACUUACAAAGAUAUUACCAUUUAUACCAUCAUUAAAACCAUCAAUGAUAGAUCGUGAUCCAGAUUUAUUUGCCGAGAUAAUGAGGUAUCUUCAAGGUUACGAUAUAGAGAUUAAGAGCGAAGUGCAACGACAAAAUUUAUUAAAAGAUUCGAGAUUCUAUCGCCUGAGAGGUUUGACUGAGAAGUUGCUGGCGUCAAAGUUGACGGUAAAUGGAUUUGAUGUUGGUGAUAAUAAUAAUCAUCAUCGUGGUGAUGAUGAUUUUGAGUUGAAAAAUGAAAUAUUAUUCCACUUAAAGGAUGUACGAACUUCAAAUUCAGCUCUAUCACUUGAAAAAUCACUUGAAAAAUCACUUGAAAACAUCGAUGAUAAUAAUUCUAAUCAUAUGAUGCAAGAUGAUGACAAUAAUAGCGGUAACGCCAAUAGUAUCAACAACAAUGAUGCGAGAAAUCGAAUAAUGUACAAGAACAGGGAAGGAUCAUUGUAUUAUUUGUUGGUGCAAGUGAAUAAUACUGAUUUAAUAUGCAGAUAUGACACAUUAGCACCAUCUUUUAAUAGAAGCGUGACAACGCCUCCAACACCGACAAAUUAUAAUAGAGAGUCGCCAUCAAUUCCAGCUUUGGAAUUACAGCUAUCUAAAGAUGAUAUAAAAAAAUUAAAAAGUAUCGCCAAGUCAAUCAAAGUGUCUGAAGACAUCAGAGCUGAGAUCUGGCAAUCAUCAUUGAGCAGCACAUGUGCAUUUGAAAUAGACGGGAGAAGUGUAACUUUCGAUGUUUUGACAAAUGUUGAUAAGUUGUCUUCGUUGAUCAAGAUUGAUGAAUUUGGCAACAAGAUUUUGAAAUUAUUCGUUAAAAGUGCAAUUUUAAGGUUAUAUGUAAAAGAUCAAAAGAUUGGAAUAGAAAUGUUGAAAUGCAAGGCUUUUAGCACAGAGCGAGAAUUCAAUGCUACAAGAGAAUUCUUGGACUGA
Entrophospora sp. SA101 is the source of this 1011-nucleotide messenger RNA. The record is from the annotation of a GenBank genome assembly. Lineage: Eukaryota; Fungi; Glomeromycota; Glomeromycetes; Entrophosporales; Entrophosporaceae.